AUGACCGAUACAUUUCGCUCGGCUGUUCGAUGUCCGCCCCUCCGGCAGGCCCGGGGGACGGUGCUUAAUACUAUAAUGGAGGAUACGCGCGAGGCACAAUUCGCACAAAGUCCCAAGGCCUCACCUCCCAGACCCACGCCAGCAGCAAUCAGCCCGCAGCUGAGGCUCAAGACAACCGGUCUAUCAGUGCCCACACAUGCCCGCCUUGCUCGUCUAAGAUCGCCUCUCUCUGCGGGAACAACCUUGUCGUGCUGCUCAGAAACAGAUACAGAAUGGCAACGGCAUUCGCAAGGAUACGAUGAUUUGUACGACGCCACAGAUGACGAUAUGGAUGAUAACGAGACGGACAUUAGCGACUCGUGCUUUUCCCCCGAUACCCGGCCAUCAAGCUUGGUGACACCAAUUACUCGUAACUCAGUGACCUCAACAGGAAGUCGGAAACGCCUUCUCACACUUGAGAUUCCAUCGCCUACAGUUUGGCCAUCUAUGACUGGGGGUCACAAGAGCUCGCCAAUACCGCCAACUCCUCCACCUAAGAUCCCCGUCUCCCCUGCAGCUCUAUCCAUGCUUGGCCGCGCUGUACCUGCAUACCAUGCCCCCCCUUCGCUCGAUGGAAGCAUCUCCUCAGACCAGGAAUCGGUUAUCAGUGGGUUGGCCACACCAGACUCUCAGUCUCUGCCAGAUACAAACUGGACCGCACAUGAUAUACAUGUUCGACGUGAUAUGGAUGGAAGUGAUAGUGAUAUGGAGAAUGGAGAUGGCAGCUCAGAUAUUGAAGUGCCCAUCGCCAUUGAGAGCUCGCACGAGGACUGGCGCCACGUUCUGGGAAACUUCCCUCAGAUUCCUUCAGCUGCUCAGAGAUAUUUGCCCUCGCCGUCAUCUUCACCGCAGUUAAACGAGGAGCCAAUACGCGAGUCCACACCCACGAACCAGGGUGUCUUCCUGCCUGACUCGGCUCUGGCUAUGCUUCACCAUAUCCGUCUGGAUGGAACACCAGACUCGUGGUCUGAAAGCUCUGAGGGAAAUAGUGAGAUGUGGCAGCUGCAGGCACCUCCUAGCCGUCCACGCAGUACUGAUGGGGUUACUCCGGCCUCCGAGCUGUCCGGAUACAGCUUCAGUGACCUGAGCAUCCCGUCGCCUGGUGGUUUCUUCGCUUCACUUGCGCCACGUGCUCGCCACACCUGGUCUAUUCCAAAUACCAACAACCAGCCAACGUCAGCAGCAGCAGAAGGAUUUUACAAUUUGCCAUGGCGCCGGGAUGAGGGAGAAGUUGUGGAGCAAGUGGUUGACUGGCCUGAGCGCCCUAAUGAUGAAGACCCAGUUACAGCUGUUCGUGAUGAGGAAGGCCCGCCUACUGCCAUUCGUCUUUGUGAGACACCAACCCGUCGGACUAUUUAUCAGGAUAGUCCGAUGAGUGCUGCCUUCGAUGCUGUGCAGGAGAUUCCUCGCUCUGGAAAUGGGUAUGAGUACGACGAGCUCUACGACCAGGAGCUGCAGCACCGUGCAGUUGACAGCCACGACAGGACCAGUGUUUGGCUGGCUGCUCAGGCCUCAUACCUCUCUGCUCUCAAUGAGACCAAUCCAGUUAAUGAGCCCGAGCCCGUUGAGGCUUCCGAGGAUGAGACUGAAGCUGUCAAGGCUGAAGUGCAAGAAAAGACCGGAGAAACGUCUAAGAAGAUGGUCCGGUUUUCUGAGGCUAUUCCCGAAGCAUUGAGUCCCCUGCCACCCAUCCUUGCCAGCAAGGACUCAAUUUACUGGCAGGGUUUCCAGUCUCUCCGGCAAAGAUCAAGCAAGGCUGAUGGCUUUCUUCAUCGCAAUAUGCGAUAUGAUGCUAUACAAUCUAUGCGUCUUGGAAUGGGGGACCUGCACAUCAACUGCCUGAUUGGCAAGUAUGAGCUUGUCCGGCCAGAGCGCCCUGCAUACAAGGGCCCGUUUGCCAAGGCUCCCCGCAAUUCGGUAAUCACCUCUGAGCUAGCUGAGAAGGCCAAGUUUGACAAGCUUGAGAAGGAACAACUGGUUCUCGCUCAGCUUUGCCAAUCGAUGUGGGCCAUGGAUGCCCUCCGGUCUCUCAACGGCGGCAAGCUCCUGACAAGCCCUGCUCAGCGCCGGCUUGCACGUACCACCUCCAAGCCAAGCCCAUCGGACGGACCAGGCAAGCGGAGCUUCCGGAUCCUCGAUUUCGGAGGCCACUCCUCGUGUGACUGGGCAUGGCAAGCAGCUCACGAGUUCCCAAAUGUCAAGGUCUACACUGUGUCAUCCAAGAACCAAACCGUGAACAGCGCGAUCAAAGGCCCACCUAACCACCGCCAGGUUACCGUCCAAAAUCCCUGGGAGCUACCCUUCGGUAAUAACCAGUUCGACGUGGUCUCAGCGCGCUCCCUCCACGCCUUGCUGAAGACUGAAUGCCCAGCCGGCAAGAAUAGCGAUGAAUACGACCUAGUCCUCAAGGAAUGCAUGCGCUGCCUCAAGCCAGGCGGCUAUCUCGAGUUCCAAGUCCUGGACGCAGAAAUCUCUCGCGCAGGCCAAUACGCCUCAGCAACAUCCGUCGAGAUGGCCUUCAACCUCCGCAAGCGCGGCUACGACCCCGUCGCCUCAAAGAGCUUCCUCGCCCGCCUCCGUAAGAUUGGAUUUACAAGCACAAAGCGCGCCUGGAUGUUCCUACCCAUGGGCACGGAGCCAAUCGAGCGCGAACCCCCACGCGAGACCCCCGCCCCGCGCGUGCAGAGCCAAAUAGAAGAGUAUGAAGCCGUACAAGGGCCAGUAGGUAGCACAGCCGACAUCGCCAGUAUCACAGGUCUGAUUGGCGGGUGGAUGUGGGAGUCAUGGUUGUUGAAGUUGCGGAUGGAGAUGGGUCGUGAGAGGUCGAAGCUGCUUGAGGGUGUUGGGGCUGUCUUCGAUGAGGGGAGGAAGAACGGGGCUGGGUGGACUUGUUUGUCUGGUUGGGCUAUGAAGCCAAAGAGGGGCGCUGGUCGUUCUUCUGGGAUUUAG
This is a messenger RNA of Penicillium antarcticum, 2988 nucleotides long. RefSeq lists its product as uncharacterized. NCBI's taxonomy places the organism in Eukaryota, Fungi, Ascomycota, Eurotiomycetes, Eurotiales, Aspergillaceae. The record is from RefSeq and is a predicted model, not a curated record. Gene Ontology annotation, molecular function: S-adenosylmethionine-dependent methyltransferase activity. The coding region runs from base 1 to 2988 and encodes 995 amino acids. The transcript has a single exon.